Molecule: messenger RNA, 1476 nt
Organism: Vicia villosa (hairy vetch)
Lineage: Eukaryota; Viridiplantae; Streptophyta; Magnoliopsida; Fabales; Fabaceae
Product: 2-oxoglutarate and iron-dependent oxygenase domain-containing protein CP2-like
Exons: 9
Coding region: 113-1291 (392 amino acids)
Molecular function (GO): oxidoreductase activity, acting on paired donors, with incorporation or reduction of molecular oxygen; iron ion binding; L-ascorbic acid binding
Source: RefSeq, a predicted model, not a curated record
CAAUCAAAACCUUCCAUCAUCUUCCUCUUCUCAAUAUCUGAUUUUUUUUCUUGGUAUGAACAUGAAAGAAGAACAGUAAACCCUAAGACACACCACCACCACCACCACCACCAUGUAUCACCACCACCACCAGAACGGUUCCUUGGAGCGCAGAGCUCAAGCUUCAAACGGAGACAUUGCUACUAACAAUGGCACUAAUGCUGUACUCGGUGCUUCCAAUUCCAAUUCCAAUUCCAUUACCAGACUUCUUGGAAACCCUAGAAUUGAUCACAUACCUGAUAAUUAUGAAGACCUUCCUUUGGAUUUCAACCCUCUUGUUUUCACUUCACUCGAAAGACACCUUCCUUCUCAUAUUCUUACCCUUUCCAGAGACCUCAAAGCUCACUACAUGUCUAAUAUUCUACUCCGUUAUUUGCCUCACAGUGAACGCAUUAGGAUGCAAAAACAGAGGGAAUACAGGCUAAGGAUCAUAUUAAACUAUCCUCCGCUUCAUAAGGAGAUAUAUACUAAGCUCAGUGAAAACUUUUUUGCACCCUCAUUUCUCAGAGCUAUUAAAGAUAAUACAGAAGCGAGUUUCAGAAGUAUAAUGGCAGAACCCUCCCGAGGAAUUUACACGUUUGAAAUAUUUCAACCAUAUUUUUGUGAAAUGUUGAUAUCAGAGGUAGAUCAUUUUGAAAGAUGGGUCAACGAGACCAAAGUCAGAAUCAUGCGACCUAAUACAAUGAAUCAAUAUGGUGCUGUUCUUGAUGAUUUUGGCCUAGAAUCCAUGCUUGAUAAAUUGAUGAAUGAUUUCAUACGUCCUAUAGCCCGAGUUUUCUUUUCUGAAAUCGGUGGAUCCACACUGGACUCUCAUCAUGGUUUUGCUGUUGAAUAUGGAGCCAAUAGAGAUGUGGAACUUGGGUUCCACGUGGAUGAUGCAGAAGUCACCUUAAAUAUUUGCCUGGGAACACAAUUUUCAGGCGGUGAACUGUUCUUCCGAGGUGUUCGAUGUGAUGAACACGUGAAUACAGAGACCCAAUCAGGGGAGAUAUUCGAUUAUCAUCAUGUUCCAGGACAUGCAGUCCUUCAUUCUGGUCGCCACCGUCAUGGUGCUAGACCUACAAUAUCUGGGAAUCGGAUCAACUUAAUUCUAUGGUGUAGAAGUUCGGCGUUUAGAGAGAUCAAGAAAUACAAGAGAGAAUUUCCUAGCUGGUGUGGAGAAUGCAAACGCAAGAAGAAGGAAAGAGAGCGUAUAUCAGUUGCUGCCACCAAAGCGGAAUUACUGAAGAGGGAGCUUAAAUCCGCCUCAUGAAUUAGCACCAGCUCAUGCAAAUGGUACUUGGUAGCGUCAAAUUGACAUUUUGAAACUUUUUUUGGAUUCAGGUGUAUUCUUAGUGUAACGAUAAUGUGAUUUUAUUUAAAAGUAAUGUAAGCAUACAUUUCAUUUUUUGAUUGGAAGCUAAUCUUUCCUACAUUAUAAAUAAAUAAAUUAUGGGA